Messenger RNA from Trichoplax adhaerens, 999 nucleotides. RefSeq lists its product as uncharacterized. The transcript has a single exon. Gene Ontology annotation, molecular function: tripeptidyl-peptidase activity; serine-type endopeptidase activity. The record is from RefSeq and is a predicted model, not a curated record. NCBI's taxonomy places the organism in Eukaryota, Metazoa, Placozoa, Uniplacotomia, Trichoplacea, Trichoplacidae. Gene Ontology annotation, biological process: proteolysis. Bases 1 to 999 code for a protein of 332 amino acids.
AUGUCUGAUAUUGAAGUUGUUCAUAGUUUAGCACCUGCUGCUAAAAUUUUAGUCUUCUUUGCUCCAAAUAAUGGAAUGAAUGGUUAUGAAGUAUAUAAACUAGCUGCUACAAAGGCUGAUAUAAUUUCAACAAGUUGGGGAAGUUCAGAGUCAUAUGAAUCAUCUAUGAUUAAUAAUAUUUUAGCUAAAGCAAGUAUAACAGGUGCGACUAUUUUUGCAGCUUCUGGGGAUAAUGGUGCUUAUGAUAGAACAGAAGAAUUAACUGUAGAUUUUCCAGCUUCAAGUCCUCAUGCUAUAGCUGUAGGUGGAACUAAACUUAUUGUUAGCAGUAGUGGUCAAGUAAAAAAGGAAAUUUCAUGGGGUAAUGAACAAACAUUUAUUGAAGCUCAAUCUGGCCAUCAAAGCAGCAUUUCAGGCAGUGGAGGUGGAUUUAGUCAAGAUUUCAAUAUUCCUCAAUACCAAGGCAGUUCAACUAAAAAAUAUGAUAAUUCUUGUAAAUCUACAGAUUUUAGUAUACCUCAAGGUUAUACAGGUAAAUUAGGAGUUCCUGAUGUGAGCGCUAAUGCUGAUCCAUAUACUGGCUAUGCUACUACAAUUUCUGGUAAAUGGACUUUUAUAGGUGGUACUAGCUUGUCCACUCCUUUAUGGGCAGCUUUAUUUGCACGUUGUAACCAAAAAUUUGGAGAUAAUUUAGCUAAGCAUAUUCAUCUGCAUAAAGAACUAUAUGAAUUAGGAAAAAAAGGUAUUGGUUUUACUGAUAUAACGCAAGGAAAUAAUGGGUAUUAUGAAGCUAAACAAGGAUGGGAUGCUGUAACAGGAUUAGGUUCACCAAAAGGUGAAGAAUUAUGUAAUGAACUUAUUGCAAUUGCAAAUGCUGCAAAAACUGCAAAAGGUGAAAUUAUUACUUCAUCUUCUUCAACAGUAGAUUUAGAUUCUAGUAAGGAGAUGAAAGAUGAUGCUGGUACUAGUAGUAAUGAAGUUGCCAAGGAUGAACUGUAA